Mandrillus leucophaeus (drill) is the source of this 1582-nucleotide messenger RNA. It is a transcript of the gene POU5F1, whose product is annotated as POU class 5 homeobox 1. The transcript is spliced from 5 exons. Gene Ontology annotation, molecular function: DNA-binding transcription factor activity, RNA polymerase II-specific; RNA polymerase II cis-regulatory region sequence-specific DNA binding. NCBI's taxonomy places the organism in Eukaryota, Metazoa, Chordata, Mammalia, Primates, Cercopithecidae. The record is from RefSeq and is a predicted model, not a curated record. Gene Ontology annotation, biological process: regulation of transcription by RNA polymerase II. The coding region runs from base 824 to 1318 and encodes 164 amino acids.
AAAAAAGGAAAGUGCACUUGGAAGAGAUCCAAGUGGGUGACUUGGAGAACAAGUGCCACACAGCCCUUCUGUCACUCUGGGCGUCAGGGCCCUGUCCACUUUGUAUAGCCGCUGGCUUAUAGAAGGUGCUCGAUAAAUCUCUUGAAUUCAAAAAUCAAUUAGGAUGCCUCUGUAGUGAAAAAGAAACAGUAAAGAUGAGGGAUAAUCAAUUUUAAAAAUGAGCAGUAAGUACACACAAAGCAUUUUAUUCAUUCUUAUGACACCUGUUGCUUUUUUGCUGUGUUUGGGUAUACGCAUGCCAUGUCAUAGUUUGUGGGGCCCUCAAAGCAAGCUGGGGAGAGUAUACCGAAUUUAGCUCCUGAGACAUGAUGCUCUUCCUUUUUAAUUAACCCAGAACUUAGCAGCUUACCUAUUUCUCUAAUGUCAAAACGUCCUUAGACUGGGGGUGAUACUUGAGUGAAAGAGAAUUUUGCAAGUAUUAAAUGAGCUAGCUUCUUUUUUUUUUGUUUUUCUUUGAGACACAGUCUUGCUCUGUCACCCAGGCUGGAGUGCAGUGGUGCGAUCUCAGUUCACUGCAACCUCUGCCACCCGGGUUCAAGCGAUUCUCCUGCCUCAGCCUCCUGAGUAGCUGGGAUUACAGUCCCAGGACAUCAAAGCUCUGCAGAAAGAACUCGAGCAAUUUGCCAAGCUCCUGAAGCAGAAGAGGAUCACCCUGGGAUAUACACAGGCCGAUGUGGGGCUCACCCUGGGGGUUCUAUUUGGGAAGGUGUUCAGCCAAACGACCAUCUGCCGCUUUGAGGCUCUGCAGCUUAGCUUCAAGAACAUGUGUAAGCUGCGGCCCUUGCUGCAGAAGUGGGUGGAGGAAGCUGACAACAAUGAAAAUCUUCAGGAGAUAUGCAAAGCAGAAACCCUGGUGCAGGCCCGAAAGAGAAAGCGAACCAGUAUCGAGAACCGAGUGAGAGGCAGCCUGGAGAAUCUGUUCCUGCAGUGCCCGAAACCCACACUGCAGCAGAUCAGCCACAUCGCCCAGCAGCUUGGGCUCGAGAAGGAUGUGGUCCGAGUGUGGUUCUGUAACCGGCGCCAGAAGGGCAAGCGAUCGAGCAGUGACUAUGCACAACGAGAGGAUUUUGAGGCUGCUGGGUCUCCUUUCUCAGGGGGACCAGUGUCCUUUCCUCUGGCCCCAGGGCCCCAUUUUGGUACCCCAGGCUAUGGGAGCCCUCACUUCACUGCACUGUACUCCUCGGUCCCUUUCCCUGAGGGGGAAGCCUUUCCCCCUGUCUCCGUCACCGCUCUGAGCUCUCCCAUGCAUUCAAACUGAGGCGCCUGCCCUUCUAGGAAUGAGGGACAGGGGGAGGGGAGGAGCUAGGGAAAGAGAACCUAGAGUUCGUGCCAGGGCUUUUGGGAUUAAGUUCUUCAUUCACUAAGGAAGGAAUUGGGAACACAAAGGGUGGGGGCAGGGGAGUUUGGGGCAACUGGUUGGAGGGAAGGUGAAGUUCAAUGAUGCUCUUGAUUUUAAUCCCACAUCAUGUAUCACUUUUUUCUUAAAUAAAGAAGCCUGGGACACAGUAGAUAGACACACUUA